UCCAGAGCUCCUCCCACCUCAGGAGGACAUCAGUCCUCCAGACAGACAUCAGGCCCCGGUGGACACCAGGCCCCAAGUGGGACACAAGCCCAAGGCAGACAUCAGGCCCUAGGUGGACAUCAGGCCUGAGGAGGACAUCCGGCCCCUGGUGAACAUUAGGUGCAGGUGUCCAAGCAGGCCCUGAGUGGACAUAACGGUGUCUAGGCUGCGCCUUCAGGAAUGGCAGAAGAGCCUUUUCCGACGAUGCUGACGAAGGCUUAUCCCUCACCCCAGACGCCUGUGGCCCUUUGUAAAAACCCGCACCCAGGUACCACAGGGCAGCCUCACCUCACCGGAGAUCCCAUCGGGCCUGCAUCUGCACGUUGUCCUUGUCCAAGAGGAGAUUCGGGAGCCUAUAUGGGCACAGGCACAUGCUCCUGCCGCACGUGCAGAGAGAGGGGAACUUCCAGCGCCCCUCUGUGGAGCCAGAACCCACAGCAUGGGAGGGGCCCCUCCAGAGGCCAUGCUGCAGCUAGAGCAGCAGCUCCAGAGCCCUCCGGGCCCUGCACCGGUACAGCCAAGGACCAGCCCAGUGAGGAGCUGCCCGACCUCAGGCCACCUGCCGUAGUCACUGGCCUCAGCCCUGGAGCUGAGAAUAUGGCUGGAGAUAGAGCUCCUGUGCCAUGUGCAGAGAGAGAGGAACUUCCAGCGCCCGCUGUGGAGCCAGAGCCCACGGCACGGGGAGGGCCCCCUCUAGAGACAGCGCUGCAGCUAGAGGCAGCUCCAGAGCCCUCCGGGCCGUGCACCGGUACAGCCAAGGACCAGCCCAGUGAGGAGCUGCCCGACCUCAGGUCACCUGCCAUAGCCACUGGCCUCAGCCCUGGAGCUGACAGCGUGGCUGGAGAUAGAGAGGGGGUGGCCAGCACCACCCUAGACAGCAGCUCCCACACUGCCCCUAGUCCCGGGCAUGGUGGGAGCCAUGCAGUCAGAGACCAGGGUAUGCAGCCUCGGCUCAUCUACCUCACUGGAAAGAGGCUUAUUUUAUUCACCAGAGCCACAUCCUAGGUGCAGCAGGACCUUUGCAUUCUGCCAGUGCUGGGAGUAUCUAUCUGCGCACAGGAGGUGCUUGAGAGCAGGAAAAGAAGCCUGCAGGAAAGGGUUCCAGCAGCUACUCCUGCUCACAGAGUCAGCCUUGUCUUCUAUGAGAGCAGGAAAAGAAGCCUGUGAGAAAGGGUUCCAGCAGCUCCUCCUGCUCCCAGAGGCGGCCUCCUGCUCCAGGCGUGGAGGUCUCUCUGCAACUGGACAUCUGGGCUGUUUGCUCCUGAUGUGCUCCCCAGGAUGGGCUUAAUGGGCGGGCAGGGGGUGCGAGGACCAGGGGGCGGCUUCAAAGGGUACAGCAACCAAAGCUUCCAAACUCAGCACUUGUGCUUCGGUCUCUCCAUGCUGCCACCUGCCCUA
Cercocebus atys (sooty mangabey) is the source of this 1437-nucleotide messenger RNA. RefSeq names its product CMT1A duplicated region transcript 15 protein-like protein. NCBI's taxonomy places the organism in Eukaryota, Metazoa, Chordata, Mammalia, Primates, Cercopithecidae. The transcript has 4 exons. The record is from RefSeq and is a predicted model, not a curated record. Bases 220 to 1044 code for a protein of 274 amino acids.